GUGGCAACCUCCAGUGUGCAGCUGGAUGGAUGGGGAGAGCAGCUAUUCUUACUCGUGAGAAGUGAGUUUCAGUUCAGCUUUCCACUUCUCGCUAGGCGGCACAUCCUAAUUCGGAUAAUCAGGAACAAAUAUAAAUACUCUUCCUAUCUUGAAGUACCAGACAGAUGGCCGAUCCAACAAAGUGAAGAAGUCUAAGAAGGUGGAAGGAAAGACACUGAGAACAGAGUAAAGAUAAAAAGUAAAGAUGGCAGCUUUGAUUACCGGUCUGGCCCGACUCUUUCAGCCAACGAUGAUGCUCCCUGGAGGAAAAUCGGAAGGUCUUGGCCUGGCCCCAUGGUACCUCCUCUUGGGCCUACGCCUGGUGGCCCUCCUUCUAGCCAAUGACCCCUGGUCCUCUGCCAAGACAGACCUGGUCUGUAACUGGACGAAGACAACAAUGGAGGAACAUCUUCAGCCUUUCUGUCAAGCUCUCUGCUUCAACCAGCACUUCUCUUCUCCCGUCUCUUCGGCGUGGGGCCUUGGUUUCCUGCUCGGCCUCUUCCCUGUGGGGCUUAUGGGGCUGAUAAAGAUUGUAUCCGAGCACCAGAAGAAAGCUGCAACGGCAGGAGAGGAAGAGCAAGGCAACCCUGAUGGCGCCACUUAUGCCAUGAUGGCUGCAGAAUCUCACCCAUCCCACAAAGAAGCCAUCUUAGAAAGGAACGCAGCUCCCUUGGAUGCCAAGACGUCUCCUCCGUCUACCUGGCACGUAGCAGCCUUUGGUUGCCUGGUGAUUCUUCUCCUGGUAAUGGAGGUGGUUUUCCUCUGGGUUGUAAUUGCUCUGCAGAUUCCGUUGGUGACUGACCUGACCUUCCGGUGUCUUCUCGAGGGAAGGGCCUGUCCCCCAAUUCUUGAGUGUGUCAUGCUGGGCCAAGUAGACAAGCAGGUAGCCUUGUGGGGAUUGAUCUUCACGGCCAUUAUGAACGUGGUUGUUUGCCUGUCCUGCCUCCUCUUAAGACUUGUGAAGAUUUGCCGGUGCCAGCAGUGAUAAUGCGUGAAGAGUGACCCCCUCCCCCCAAAAAAGUUUCUUCUACUAGCCGCCCCAAAAACUUGCCUUUUCAAGUUCUAUAUUUUUAAGAAUAGUAUUCCUUGUUCUUUCCUUGCCAUCUUCCAUCUUCUUUCAUGAGGUAUUAAAAAAAAACACACAACUGAGGCUUAAAAUAUAUGAAUGGCUAGAUUUUUUUUUUACUAGAAGUGUUAAAUUUUGGAUAAAUAAACCUAAUAAGAAAGGAAAACAUGUGAACGUCCUUAAAUGUGUAUGAUUAUUUUUUUAAAAAAUGGUAUUCCUUAGGCUAAGAGAAUCAAUGUGGGAUAGAAGCUAAGAUGUUGGACUGAAACAAGGAAACUAUGUUUAAAUCACUGCUUUGUCCACAAAACUGUGUGUUUGUGUGUGUUACUUUCUCUCUGUGUCU
This is a messenger RNA of Thamnophis elegans (Western terrestrial garter snake), 1448 nucleotides long. RefSeq lists its product as uncharacterized. The transcript is spliced from 2 exons. The coding region runs from base 245 to 1024 and encodes 259 amino acids. The record is from RefSeq and is a predicted model, not a curated record. Lineage: Eukaryota; Metazoa; Chordata; Lepidosauria; Squamata; Natricidae.